AUGACCGUGCUGUUCGAGCUCCCCGCGUAUAGCCGACCGAGGUCUGAUGGCAAGCACGACUUGGGCAAGGCUGAGGCCGAACAGACCCUAGCACAAGCAAACCAGAGCGUCAACUACCAAACAUCGGUCAUUAUGUCUGACGAGAGCGCAGCGGUGGCGGCUAUCCGAGACCUUGAUACAAACGGCAAACAUCCAUAUCAACCGCUCGACACCGCCAUCAGCGGAAUCCGUUUGCUGUACCUCGGACCAGGGAAAGGAACGGAUCCUUUGCUAUGCACGCUUAAGCACGCCUCGCUACAGACCCAGCCGAAGCCUCAGUAUCAGACCAUCUCAUACGUGUGGGGAAAUCCAAACCAGCGUGGUGAGACCGUGAUAGAAUCUAUCGCGGUGUCUGUACCUGCCUCAUCCGAGCGAGUCUUGCGUCGUCUGCGCAGUUCGGAAACAACGCUCUGCCUGUGGAUUGAUGCUAUCUGCAUCAACCAAGACGACCUUCCUGAACGUGGGCAGCAGGUCGGAAUGAUGGCGGCUAUCUACAAAAAUUCGAUGGGCAACAUCGUCCAUCUCGGCGAAGAUGAUCAUUUCAUGCAGGCUGCGCUGAAGAACCUGCAUGAUAUCUUGGAAGACAUGCGCGCCAAGACUAGCAACGCGAAGAACCUCCGUGACGUCUUGUACGGCUGUGGCGGAAUUAAACCCUACACGAGUGACAAAUUGCCGAUCGAGCUUGAUGUCGAGGCUCUGUCGCAUCUGUACUCGAGCCCUUGGUUUGGACGUCUAUGGGUAUUUCAAGAAGCAACAUUGGCGCCCAAUAACACAUGUGUCUGUGGCUCGUUCACACUCGACCUACUGGACGUCGUGAGGGCAGCACGCUGGCUUCAGUUUCACUAUCGCUCAACGCCUGCAGUGGUGCAGAUAGCUAACUCUGCGGGCUUUCCCCACGCUGUCCCCAUGUUUGAUACUAUAGACCAUGCUCAAGGAUUCAAUAGGAGGAUGGAUUACGAAUCCACUUUAUUCGAUUUACUCCUAUCAACACAAAAGCUCGUUGCAACAGACCCAAGGGACCACUUGUUCGGCGUGUUUGGCCUUCUUGAGCAACGGGCUCAGCAAGAUCUGUUACCCGGAACGUUCGAACUCCGUGGCCUUGUCAAGCAACGUGGGAAGCCACUGCACCAGGAUCUGCAAUUGUUGAUGCAGCCUAACUAUACGCUGUCCUUGCCAAAGGUAAUGCGCAAUGCUACCCGCUUGGCGAUACUGGACAGGGAGGACUUGAAACCUCUAGACCACUUGACUCAUCGAGCAGACGGAGAGUCUGAGUCCGACUUCUGCUCCUGGACGGUACGCUGGGACCGAGCAUUCGAUGCACGGUUUGACACGUCUCCAUAUCCCUUGCCUCUGUUUAGUGACCUUGGCCUUCCAAUUAGAGGAUCAUUUGCAGCCUCACUACUGCGACAAGACAUCGACGGCGAUGUGCUUUCCCUACUUGGUGUUGAAGGGGGUGAGGUUUCAGAAGUCGGCGAGAUCUUCAAGAAAGAAUGUUGGGAUAGUCGAGAUGAUAGCAGCCUGCUUCGUCUCCUCUGUGCUGCAGAGGAUAUGGCGUUCAGAACGAAUCCAGGCUUCUCCCAUUUUGACUUACGCCACGUACUAUGCACAUGGUAUUACCUCCGCGGCAAGACCAGUCCGCAGCCGAAGGACUACGGCAGUUUCAAAGCUUCUGGGCCAGACCUAGACAGUGGACUUCCGGGAGACACUCCUGCAGAAGAGCGGAAACCGUCGUCUCUUCACUACCGAUACCGGCAGAUGGGUGAUGAAUUUCAAUUCAUUGGGAACGCCUACGUUCACGGAUUGACGAAUGGUGAGAUCGGAGAACAAGUUGCGCAGGGGGUGGAGGAGAAGGUCUUCCGCGUACGUUGA
Anthostomella pinea is the source of this 1908-nucleotide messenger RNA. The record is from the annotation of a GenBank genome assembly. Lineage: Eukaryota; Fungi; Ascomycota; Sordariomycetes; Xylariales; Xylariaceae.